Molecule: messenger RNA, 1791 nt
Organism: Colletotrichum higginsianum IMI 349063
Lineage: Eukaryota; Fungi; Ascomycota; Sordariomycetes; Glomerellales; Glomerellaceae
Product: Histidine acid phosphatase
Exons: 2
Coding region: 1-1791 (596 amino acids)
Biological process (GO): dephosphorylation
Molecular function (GO): phosphatase activity
Source: RefSeq, a predicted model, not a curated record
AUGGGCACCUUAUCGUUGGUCUUGUUAAUGGGCGCUCUGCUCUCGACAUCGUCAGCCCAGUCCUCCAAUCCUUCAGUAUGGGCAUCCGUCGCCAUGAUCAUGCACGGCGAGCGCACGCCUCUGCGCAGUGGGCUUCAGGACACCCUGACACCCCGGGGCGCGCAGCAGCUGUAUGCCCAGGGCAGUGCCUUCAGAGCGCGAUACCUGGCCAGCGGGACGCCGACGAACAUCUCUGAGGGCCGGAUCACUUCCCGUGCGGCCAUCAGGGAUGUCGCGCGCAACGUCAUCGAGCACGAGCAGCUCUCCAUCUUUUCGGUCCCCGAUGCUCAUGUCGUUGCUGGCGCGACCGCCUUCAUGCAAGGCCUGUAUCCGCCCAUCACGCAAGCUUUUGCCGCGGAAACCGGCGGGACCAACAUUUCCUUGUCGACCCUGUCUGGUAACCUGACGCAGUACCCGUUGGGCGGCUAUCAAUAUCCUGUGAUUGAGACCCUUGGGGUCUUGGACGAGAGGUCUGUUUAUAUCCGAGGCAACACGGAGUGCCCGCAAUGGAGGAUCUCGACAACAACCGUCAUGCAGCUGGACCCCUACAUGCGAAAGCUUUACGAAACCUCCCUUCCGGGGUACCAUCUGUUGUUCAGCACCCCGCCUCUAAAUGACGGCACGAUCCCUCUCUCCAACGCGAAUUUUUGGGAUGCCUAUAACCUCUACGAAUACGUCCGCUACCGCUACACGCACGAGCAGGCCAUUUACGACGCCAUGAAAGACGACUACGCACAGCAAAGCCAGUUCCUGAUGAUGUACGCCAGGCAGCAGCAGCUCAACAUGACGUCCAACAAGGCGGUGUCUGGCUUGAAGAAGGGCGACAUGAUCAGAACCAUCGCCGGCAGGACCUUUGCUCGGAAGGUCGUCGAUGCCCUCGAGGCCAACGGCAACUACGGCGGCUACUCCAACAAGAUGACCAUAAUGUUCAGCUCCCACGAGCCCUUUAUGGCCUUCUUCGCCCUCGCCCAGCUCCAACAACAGUAUCAGACUCUGCUGACACCCUUCUGGGACAUCCCCGAGAACGGCGCUGCCAUGGUGUUUGAGCUCAUCGGCGACCAGCCCAACGAGCCAAACACAUACCCGACAGAGGACAACCUCUACGUCCGCUUCCUCUAUAGGGAAAACGCCAACCCGAACACGCCAUUCGAGGAGUACUCCCUCUUCGGGCUCUCCGACGCCGACACCCGCAUGACAUACAGCUACUUCAAACAGGAGAUGCUCAAGCUCGGCGUCGACGUCUCGACGUGGUGCAGCAUCUGCGGCUCGGUGGAGUCGUUCUGCGACUGGGAGAACCACACCACCACUACGACCAGGCCCACCGUCGGCGAGGCCAUCCGCUCGGACGCGCAGAAUCCCGUCGUCGCGGGCAUCAUCGGCGCCAUCAUCGUCCUCGCCGCUCUCGGCGUCCUCUUCGUCAUGGCGGCCGUUUGUGGCGGUUUCCGCAUUCAUCGAAAAAGGGCAGUGACCGGACCCGAGUCUAGAGACAAAGACGGCCGCGUCGCCGGGUUCGGCGGGUUCAAGGCUGCCGAGAAGAUGGCCAGCGACCCGGACUUGACGGUGUCGAAGCGCGGGGUACACCACGAGCGCCAGGGCAGCUGGGAGCUGCAUAGCGGGCGGGAUGUUACCGCCGGCCAGGCCGGCAUCGUCGUGGGCAAGGCUUCGUCGACUUUCCGAGGCAGAUCGAUGGACGAUGAUGAUGCCGCUAGUGUGAUUGGGGCUUCUCCGGUGAAGCCCAGGGAAGGGGUUUGA